GGACAUCCUAACCGACUCCGCAACCAACCUUAACCCAACCUUAACCCCCGACUCUCCCGACUCUCUAACUCGCACGAUUCAAAACACCUUGAGUAUCUAGGAGAUAGAUGGCCAUGCCCAACAACUGAAGAACAUCGCUCCACUACUUGCAGCACCCCCUUACAAGUCCCCUUGACCCUUCGAGUGCCUAGGAGCAGAGCUCUAUGGCCGAAGUAUCACUUGAUUCAGGCCAUCUGGCCCCUGGAGAGGAAGAUCUUCUCGAUUUCGGACUUAUUGCCGAAGAAGAAAUUGGACAUGGUGGCAACAACGGCCUCGAUGAGCAGAACCUUGUUCUCAACCCCGAUGUCGACGCCGAUGAGUUUGACUUCCAGCUCGGCGGCAUAGACACGGCCGAGGACAUGGCUGAGGAUACAGGACACAGCGACAUUCAUCUUGCCCCAUCUUCCCGUGGAGAUGAAGCCUCGAGGAAAUAUCGAGCCGAGUCAGAGAUUGGCUAUGAAGAUGAGGACGCAGGUUUAGACGCCUCCCACCAGGCAGCAUCCCACCAGGCAGCACCUCUCCAGACCGACGACAUUCAGGUGGCAGAUGAUGCUGAUAACUAUGAGGAGAUCACCUAUGAAGAUGAAGGCAAUGUUGCCUUAGAGGACUCCUCACUUGCAGAUGUGCCCCCUGUCGAAUCAACCAGCCUGGAUCAACCUGCAGAUCAAGAUCAUCACAAUCAGGCCUUGGACGAAGAAGAACUGGAGGAUCUGGGUUUUGACCCAGAGCUUGCAGCUUCCGCUGCUUCCGCUGAUACUGCCCAGACUGCCCAGGAGGCACAUGAGAAACCCCCAGCACAAAACAGGGAGGCCCUGUUGCCAGAACAGGUUGAGGCUGAGGCUGCCCAAGACCUGGAGCAAUCUUUGUCUCCUACAAAAGAUGGCCAUGAGGAGAAUGUCGAUGGCGAAGGUCCUGGAGAAGGCCAGCCUUCACAGCAUCGAUCUGAUAUAAUGCGUCCACCUGACAUACCCAUCCUCUACAACAACACCUCGUAUGAACUGUGCGCCAAGGAAGACAAUGAUAACCCCGACACAUACUUCUUCGCAGGAGAUUUGGAGUUGGACUACCCCCUCUCAGACUUUCUUUCGUGCCUCCGUGAGGUCAUCUCCAAUGAGGUCUCACCUAAAGAUGAGAUUAUUGUCAGAGUCGAUCAGCUUGGGCUCGAAUUUGGAGAGGUGAGACGAACCAACUCAAUUCAUAGUGGCCCCUCUGACAUUUGGCAGCAUUCAAACGAGAACUUCCUCCACACGACCACUUUUCGAGACAUCCUUUGGCUCUAUGAGAGACUUCAGGGGAAUGACGGUGUAACUGAGUAUUCUGCACCUGUCGUGGAGCUUCUCACUCGGCCAGACUGUACACAGCGCUACUCCAAGUUGCUAGAUGCCGCCGAUCAAGGCAUCGGACUGGCUGAGCUGCUAGAUUACUUGGACCAGUCCCAGUUGUCAAAUGCCACUUCACCUGCGAAAGAUGAUGCAGAUUACGGAGAUCAUUAUGAAGAGGACGGGGAAUUAGGCUCUCACGAGGAAGAGGCCAAAGAUAUUGCAGAGGAGAACUUCCUUGGCAGUGAGACCGCUCAUGUGGAGGAUGGAUUCCCUGAAGACACGCUAGUAGCAGAUGCUGGCAUGGUUGGCAGUGCAACGGCAGAUGAGGAGGCAGCCGAGGAUGCAGCCAUUAUGGCUGACUCUGUCCCUCGCAACUUCCAGCAAGAGAUUUACUCUGAGUAUAGUGGUGAUGAUGUCGAGGGAGAGGGAGAGAUCGACUUCAACUUGCUCGAAGACCAGGAGGAGAUGAACCAUGACACUGCUCACCUUGAUUAUACAGCAGCUUUGGGGCAGCAGGAUACCAUGGGGAAAGAAAACGACUUCCCUUCUCCAGAUGUCCUUGCUGCCGACGAGCAGCAGCAAUACGGCGGCGCGGAUGUGCGCGACAACUCUGGCCAUGCUCCCGACGAAGCAGCCAUCGGCAAUGUCAAUGUCCUCGAGGCCGGCGCUGAAGAGGUCGACCAGGCAGAGGAGGAGAGCAAAAUGGAUGGGUUUGGUGACGGCAUCGGUGGCGGAAUCAGUGAUGGAGACGAAGCUGCACAAGCAGAGGUCGCUGCAGCUUCAGUGGCAACUGAUGGAUCCCCAAUCUUGCCCCCGCCCCUCCCACAGAGCAAUAGUCCGGGGAUAGCCAGGGGGUUCGAUAGCGACCCCGUCAAGGACCUCAUGGAGAUUGGAAACAUGUGGGUUUCCCUUCCGCGAGGCUUUGGCAAGCUGGCUCCAAUGCCUGCUACUGCCUCAGAGAGCUACCUUCGUGAGCCCCUCGCCACGGAAGUCGAUAGAUCUCCACAGAAGUCUCAUGAGGCCAUGGCCUUGACAAAGCACUCCACACCCCAAGCUGGGUUGGAUGUGGCCUGGUCUGGGUCGCAAGAUGCUCAUAGGCCCCCGUUGGGUGCUGCGCAUGGCAUUGCAUCUCCCCAUUCCCAUCACGGUUCAGGCACAUUCUCGGGUUCUGCAUUCGCGCCUACCCUUGAUGCUAACUCGCCCCAUUUUAAAGACUACAGUGAUUCUGGCACCAAGCCCCGUUCUGGCCCCAACGUAACCCACGAGUCGAUGCGCGAGACCGAGUUCGAGCAAAACGAGUACGAAGACGGUGGACAGAGCGAGAAUUUCGGGACCGUCGAAGACAACAAGCAGCACGACGGGGCAACACACACCGGUGUGGACGUUGGUGAAUCACGAAACAAGGUAUCCCAAGACCAUCCCUCAAGCCCCGCGUCAACCAUCAAGGGUGUUGAAAUCAGCUAUGAUGUCGCCGAAGACGAUGCGGGCGACACCUUUGACUUGGAUCUACGGGAACCCCAGAGUUCCUCCGAGGCGAUCGGACAAAAUCUUGACGAAAUUGACUGGGAGAACGAUGGCGAUGAUGACAUAAAAGAAGGGGUCGAAGGGCAAGAUCCCGCAACGCUAACCUCGCCGAGCCGCUCUGUCAAGAGAAGCAGACAGCUCGACGAUUCUGGCAGCCUGGCUGAUGAGAGUGACGUCAAGCGGCGAAGAACUUGAGUCACCGGGCUUCCGCAGAAUCCCCCUGCCCUGCCGCACAGCACGGUAUCUGCGGACGUGUUGUGGUUGUAGUGCAACUACGCCAACCUGCACUCCACGAGCAUUUCGUCCUCCCUUGUUCCUUUCUCACCCUUUUUGGGCUUUAACCCUUCCACAGGCGACGAGCGCGACAUAAUGAUUUAAUGCAGGUCCUCAGCAUACGGGCCGAUGCAUAUCAAAGAGGUAAGUCAUCGCUUGCGAGUUCGAGAUCACAUCCAUCUGCGCAAUCGGAGACCUCCCUCCGUCAACUAGCAA
Messenger RNA from Phialemonium atrogriseum, 3374 nucleotides. RefSeq lists its product as uncharacterized. Bases 204 to 3080 code for a protein of 958 amino acids. Lineage: Eukaryota; Fungi; Ascomycota; Sordariomycetes; Cephalothecales; Cephalothecaceae. The record is from RefSeq and is a predicted model, not a curated record. The transcript has 3 exons.